Messenger RNA from Desarmillaria tabescens, 1395 nucleotides. RefSeq lists its product as uncharacterized. Lineage: Eukaryota; Fungi; Basidiomycota; Agaricomycetes; Agaricales; Physalacriaceae. The transcript is spliced from 6 exons. Gene Ontology annotation, molecular function: iron ion binding; trimethyllysine dioxygenase activity. The coding region runs from base 1 to 1395 and encodes 464 amino acids. The record is from RefSeq and is a predicted model, not a curated record. Gene Ontology annotation, biological process: carnitine biosynthetic process. Gene Ontology annotation, cellular component: mitochondrion.
AUGUGGUCUGCUCGAAUUGCUAACCUGGCAAAGCAGCCAAUGCGCCUCGAAAGUCGGUCGUUGGCUCGGUGCCUUUCGUGUUCCAAAAAAUUACCCGUGUAUCACUGGACGCCGUCGCGAACCGCCGCAUUUGCUGCAGCGCUGCGGUCCAAGUCUCCAGCUUUUGUCGAAGAGCUCCAGCCUCUGCCAAAUGUAUCGACGGAUGAUCUGCCUAUCUCUAGUAUGGACGACCGCAAAGUCGCGAUAGGAUGGGAUACGAGGACAUGGUCUCGAUUUCAUCAUAUAUGGCUCCGUGAUCAUUGCCGAUGCGAACGAUGUUUUCACGCGGUCACGAAACAGCGACUCGUAAACACUUUUGAUAUACCCGCCGAUAUCAGGCCAUUGUCUGUUGAAUCCAAGCCGAAUGGAUUACAGGUGACUUGGCCGGCGCAUGUUUCUCUAUACCCGUGGUCAUGGCUACAAGAAAAUUCGUAUGAUCCCCCACUUCGUACGACGGAACCAUUAUCUGGAAAAAUACUGUGGGGUGCAAAAAUACAACAAUCACCGCCAACAGUUUCCUACGAGGAAGUCAUGGCAAACGACGAACUUGGCCUCUUUCGAUGGCUAUCUAACAUUGACAAGUUUGGAUUUUCAUUUGUGUCGGAUGUUCCGCAAACUACAGAGGCGACAGAAAAACUCUCUGAGCGCAUUGGCUUCAUUCGCGAGACUCAAUAUGGGAAAUUCUGGGACUUUACCUCCGAUCUUGCAAGAGGUGACACAGCGUACACUACACUGGCACUCGGUGCCCACACUGACAACACUUAUUUUACUGAUCCUUGCGGCUUACAACUAUUCCAUCUUCUUUCGCACACUGAUGGCUCCGGUGGUGCGACACUACUUGUGGAUGGGUUCUACGUCGCUUCAAUCCUGAAAGAACUCCAUCCCGAAGCCUACUCCCUACUGUCCCGCGUUCCGGUUCCUGCGCAUGCUGCGGGAGAGGCCAAAAAUUUAUAUCACGCCUCACAACCUGUUCUAAACCACGACCCCGAAACAGGUGAACUUUACCAAGUACGCUGGAACAACGAUGAUCGGAGCGUCAUGAACCAUCUUGAUCCACUCGUCGUUGAUCAGUGGUAUGAUGCUAUCAGGAAAUGGAACCAAAACUUGACCAGCCCAGACUCGGAGUACUGGGUCCAGCUGACACCUGGAACCGCUGUCGUUGUCAAUAACCACCGUGUUCUUCAUGGGCGCUCGGCGUUUGACGGCAAACGACGUAUGUGCGGUGCGUACAUUGGUAUCGACGAGUACAACUCUAAAUUCGCUGUCCUGAAAGACAAAUUCUGUCCCGAUACACGGCCAGACGUAGCUAACACUUUCAAAGAUUCGGAUCGUAGUGUAUGGAACCCUUUUCUGUGA